This is a messenger RNA of Nilaparvata lugens (brown planthopper), 2438 nucleotides long. Its product is annotated as traB domain-containing protein. The transcript is spliced from 11 exons. NCBI's taxonomy places the organism in Eukaryota, Metazoa, Arthropoda, Insecta, Hemiptera, Delphacidae. Bases 256 to 1446 code for a protein of 396 amino acids. The record is from RefSeq and is a predicted model, not a curated record.
AGGCUGGAUGUUAACUAGGUUAGAUUUAAUGCGCAUGAGUGUAUUGUGGUUUUAACACGAGUACAGAAUCUCAUAUCAAUACGUUUCCAGAUUUUAUGCAGUGUUUGGAAUGUAGAAAUUUCAAAAUCUCAUUUGAUUUCUAAAUUAUUUCAGUGAUAUCAAUAACAUUUACAACGAACAGUUUUUUCUGAUGGUGAUGCCCACAUGAGCUCUAGGCUUGUGCUUGCUAAUGAGGCGGAUGACAAUGAGAGAUGAAUGGAUCUACAGUUUAAGAAUACCAAAAUGGGAUUAGAUGAUGAGCUAACAAAUUCUAGUUCUUCCACAAUGAUCGGUAAUCUCAGCUCCCCAAACGAAUCUGAAGAUACUGGAAUACUCUCGGAAGGUAGUGAAGAGAACAUUGGGCUGAAUGCACCAUCCUCAAAAGACGACUUUCAAGCGUCUUUAGCAGAAUUCGAAAAAAAUCUUCCACAUACGGUGGAAAUUUUGACUGUUCCAACCGGUGCUAAGGUCUAUCUGGUGGGUACAGCUCAUUUCAGCCCCGAAAGCCAGGAUGACGUCUCCGUGGUUAUACAAGCGGUUCGACCUCAUAUUGUUAUGCUGGAACUUUGCCAGCAUAGAAUGAGCAUAUUGCAAAUGGACGAGGAAACCAUUAAACGAGAGGCCGAAGAUAUUUCUUUUGAGAAAAUAAAAUGCAUGAUAAAGGACCACGGUGUGUUUCAAGGACUGAUGAACAUCCUGAUUUUAAAUCUAACAGCUCAGUUGACAAAAGAUUUAGGAGUUGCUCCAGGUGGAGAGUUCAGGAGAGCACUGGCCGAGGUCAAGAAACUCAAAAAGUGUGUCAUUCAUUUCGGCGAUAGGCCGAUCAAUGUAACACUGAAAAGAGCGUUGUCCGUUCUUAGUUGGUGGCAGAGUAUUCGACUGUUCUGCAUUCUUCUAUUCACCAAACAAACAAUCAGAAAGGAAGAAGUGGAGAACUGUAAGCAGCGUGACUUGCUUGAGUCAAUGCUGGCCGAAAUGGCUGGUGAGUUUCCCGACUUCAACAGGGUUUUCGUACAGGAAAGAGACAUUGUGUUGACCAAUGCCCUGCAAUCGGCUGCAUAUGCCGAUCCAAAUUAUCUGUAUAAUAGAGCACCCGCUGACACUGAAAUAAUCGAUGAGGCACCACGAGUUGUUGGAAUUGUUGGUAUUGGUCAUAUGUCAGGAAUUAGUAAUCUCUGGCUGAAGGUCUCCCCCGAUAUGGUUCCUCCUCUAAUGAGGAUUCCACCACCAUCUCGUUCCAGCAAAGUGAUAAAAGCCGUUUUCAAGUGGUCCUUUGCUGGUCUAAUUGUAUACGGCUGCUAUAAACUGGUUCCUGUGCCAAAAACAGUUUCAAACACUUUCAAGUCAAUCACAGUUGCAGCUUGGCCUCUUGCACUCAAGUCUAUCGGAAGCUUGAAGUUGCGUUAGAACAGCCUACAAUCCGCAGAAACUUAGAACACCAAUUCUAUUGGAAAUUGUAAACCCAACUGUUUUUUCUACUUAUUGGUAGAAAUUCUUUUGAGAGAUCUGUUAUUAAAUUUUAUAAUGGCCAAUUUAUUUUUGGACGAGUAUGAACAUUGUGAUACUAGAAUAAUGUAUUCUUCACAGAAUAUUCCAGGUCCGGGCGCCGAUUUAGACAGUUUCAAUUGUCAGAUCGCGUUGAAAUGCGCGUGUUCUGCAAAAUGUAGUGAGGGUUGUGCAUGUUUAGUUGAUUCUGGUGUCAAUUAUGAUAGUUGCGGUAGGCUUUUGGGUGAAAAAUUCUCCAUGAAUUCGGCGGGUGUGAUCGAAUGUGGUACGGAGUGUAAUUGUGGUGAAACUUGUGGUAAUAGAGUUGUACAGCGUGGACCAGUUAGUGGUUUAGAGGUGGUUGCCGUAGGUGGUAAGGGUCUGGGUUUGAUGCGAAAUCAAGAUCUGAGAAGAGGUGACUUCAUUUGUGAAUAUGCUGGUGAAGUAAUUGGGAAGAGUGAGGCCAAAAUGCGAGCCAACAAGUCGGGAACUGAUGCUAUGAACUAUAUUUUUGUACUAGAAGAGCACAGUGGGCAGAAUGUUGUCGAAACAUUUGUCGAUCCCACCUGUAUUGGAAACAUUGGACGGUAUAUUAACCAUUCGUGCAAUCCGAACGCGGCGAUUGUUCCAGUGAGGUUUGAUUCGCUUGAGCCGCACUUGGCCAUAUUCGCCCUCACCGACAUUGGCAGCGGCUGCGAGAUUACCUACAGCUAUUCACAAGGAGAGCAUAGUUAUGGUAAGAUUCCAUGUUUGUGCGCUGAAGAUAAUUGUAACAAGUUUAUUCCAUUCAAUCCUAAUCUUUUUUAAAAUAAAUUGUUGUCAUUGAAUAUUCUUUUAUUGUUUGUUAUUCUAGAAAUAUAUAUAUAUUAUCAUUAUAAUAAUUAUUAUUUAGUGAUUAAAAUUCGACAAAUUUA